GGAAGCGGCACAAACCGUGCGCAGCGCCAUCUUGGAGCGAGACUUUGCAGAAAAUACGGUGGCCGAGAGGAGCAAACUGAGUCGGCGCACGUAGUACCGAUUGACCGUAAUAGAGUAGUAGAAAAUAACAGUAAUUAUGCACGUGAAAGCAUCAUUAUUGCGUAUGCCGUCAUCAGAGAAGCUUCAUCUGACGAGAGUUACACUUACGCUGUGCACGAAUGUAUCUGUUGAUGUGAGGUGUCAGCUUUUUCCUCAGUGAUGGAUUCCCAGAAUUCCAACUUGACCUGCAUCAUAUGCCUGGAGCGUUUCCGAAUCCCUGUAACCAUCCCCUGCGGUCACACCUUCUGUCAAGCGUGCAUCACCAAGCAUUGGGACACCAAGAGCAAGUCUGAUAUCGGACCUCAGUGCCCUAUCUGCAAUGAGAAGUUUGCCACCAGGCCCAUCCUCAAGCGUAAUGUGUCCCUGUCAGUCCUGACUGAGGCUGCGAACAGCAGCAGCCACUCCUGUAGAGAGCUGCACAUGAGGGGAAGUGAAGGGGCCAGAGCCAUGCAGCUGUGUGAUCGGCACAAAAAGCCUCUGGUUUAUUACUGCAGGCAGGACAGAACAUCUGUGUGCUGUGAGUGUGGCAUCUCUACGUGCGAGAGCCAUGAGAAGGUCUUGCUGGCGGCGGAAAGGGAAACUCAAGAGCUGAUGCUGGAAAGGAAGAGUAAGGAGGUGGGGAAACUCAUUGAAGAGACGGAAAAAAGUAUGAAGGACUUGGCUGAGAACAUCAAUCAAGCCAAGGUGACUCUCCAGCAGACGUCCACCUGGGUAAAUGUCAAGUUCUCCACCCUGAUGAAAAUACUGGCUGAGAAGCAGGAGGCUACAGAGCUCUUCAUUGAGGCGCAGCAGGAAGGUGCCAUCAGUGAGGCAGAGGCUUGGCUAGCUGAACUUGAGGAGCGCUCCAAGAUGCUGAGAGAGAGCCAGGGACAGAUAGCAGAUGUACAUAGCCUUUCUGACGCAGAGCUCAUCAAGGAAUCAAUGGUCAUAGAAGUUCCACGUCUCAAGGAUAUUCCCACAGAUGUAACGCCCAACCUUCAAGAUCGACUGAACGGCGUCACAGACGUCCUGUCCAGAGUCUCCAAGCUGUUGUCUGAGGACCUCGAGAGAGCUGUGAGCACUGCCGUGGGUCUGGACAAAGAUGGUUCUCCUCAGGAUAAGAGGCCAAUCCUGGCUGUGGUUCCCAGUCCAGCUGCUCCGUGCUACCCUGGCGGGAAGGAGGGCCUCAGUGCUUACCGAUGCUCUCUGACCUUUGACCCUCGCACCGCCAACGGGCACCUGUUUCUGUCCCAGGAGAACCGGAGGGCGGAGCACCUGACCUCUGGCCCGCGACCCGUCCCAGCUCACGAAGCCCGCUUCGAUCACACCUGGCAGGUGCUCUGCUUUCAGGGCUUCACCCACGGACAGCACUACUGGGAGCUGGAGGUGUCCAAGCCCUGGGCCUACCUCGGGGUUACCUACGAGACCAUCCCCAGGAAGGAGAAGGGCAAGAGGUGCAUGGUAGGUAUGAACGAGUUGUCCUGGAGCCUGCAGCUGGACGAGCACCAGAUCAGCGCCUGGCACAACGGCCGGCGGGAAACCCUGGUCGGCCACUCGCAGCACAGCCGUAUCGGCAUGCUGCUGGACUACGAGGCGGGGACGCUCACCUACUAUGGAGACGGGCAGACCAGGCUCCACGCCUUCCACUGUGCCUUCACCCAGGAGCUGUUCCCUGCCUGCUGGAUUGGAGAGGGGGUCAGCAUCACCCUCUGCUCCACAUGAAAUGACUCAGAAAGUGAAGCUGCAAAUGGAGCUUGGUAAUAAGAAGCACUAUAAAACACGGGCACUAGCAGACUCAGAAUAGAGGAUCCCCCUUAACCUUCUAGGAGUUUUUUUUUUCCCUCUUGACACUGACUGCCUUCCUACAUUGUUCUAAACAGAAAAAACUGAUGAAUUCUCUCCUCCAAAACUGGCUCUAGCUUUGGCGUUUUCACAUCAUCAUUUACCACAUAACAGUAACAAAGGAAAAUGUCACAAAGUGAGUUUAAAGACAACACUAUUUCAUUCUGUUUUUUUUCUUCUUCUUCUCCUUUUAAGUGCUUAUGAAAUACCCUUCAAUUUUAGAUAGAUGUCUGCUUUCAGGUUGGAAAAUAACAACCCAAUAUGUCAGACUAUUGUACUCUCAGUACACACAGUGUCCUUGUUCUCCUUUUGCUAGGUAAUACACAUUUCUCACAGCAAGUGACUCAUGAAAUUCGAUCAUGAUCCAUUGAAUCCACAUACAUGCGGAGAUCAAGCUGUUGUAUGCUGUGUGAUUAUUUUUGACAGCAGAGAGGCUCAGAGAAACAGAGGAGUUGAGUGCUGUCUACUGUGUUGUUUUCAGGGUGCAGGACUACAAUUCCCCCUGCACAUGUGGCAAAUCUGGCUUGUCUUGACAAAUUUGUACAGCACUCGUCAGAUUUGACUGUGCCUGACUCUGCCAAGCUGCUUCUAUGAAACAGUCAGUCAUUUUUUUGAGAUCUGCUUUUUUGCUUCCUUGAUGAGCGGCAUGAGUGCAGUCGUGUGAGAGUUCAUGUCUGCACGGUAAAUAUGAAGCUGCAGUCAGUGGCCAUUUAUCUUUCCCUAGCUUAGCAUAAAGACUGCUAAUAGGGUGAAACGGCCAGGCUGGCUCUGCUCCAGCCAAGUGAAUCAGCCUACCAGCACCCAUAAGGCUCACUAAUAAACGUGUUGAACCUUGUUGCUUGGCAGAGAUGCCAGUUAAUCACUACACCCAUAAAUAAUCAUAACCUUGUUUGUACACUUUUGUUUAUUUAUGGUGUAAACACGAUUUAAUGUAUUAAGUAGUGAGCUUUGGUGGUGGCUUUUGUUACCUUUGGACAGAGUCAGACCAGGUGUUUCCCCAUCUCCAGUCUUUAUUUUAAGCUCAUGGCUUUAGCUUUAUAUUAAAGGUGCAGUAUAUAUGAAUUUAUACAUUUCUGGUGUUCAGUAUGACACUCUUAGCAGUGUCACUUCCAGCGGCCUAGAAACCUAUCCUCUGCACAGUGGACUAAGCUAACGAGCUUAUGGCAGCUACAGCCAUGGAUGGGUUAAGAGAGUAGUUAGCUAUUUCUCUGAUGACGUGCUGCUCUUUAUUUGUGCGGAGUGAGAAUUCAACAGUCGGCCAAUUCUUACCUUUAAGCAUCAGCAGGAGGUGGCAGCCAUGAUUUGACCUGUUUGAAUUCUCUGAAUGCUAAGGGAAGGUGCUUUAAUGCUUUCUUUGUCCUUUUCAGCACAUAGGGUACACUGGACCAUCCUUUACAAAACCUGAUAAUGCUAUCUCACAAUUCCUUAUAAAGUCUAAAUGCAGUUGGAUUUUCAUAGCACUGCGGUUCUGAAUUCUUUCCGUGAUCUCACUGCAUUUUCCUGUUAGGUCAAGAGAAAGUGUCUAGGGAAAGACAUAGGACAUAAUGCAUUUGGUAGAAGCCAUGGAACGUUAUCAUGGCACCAAUCACCUAACUCUCUGCAAGAAAUUGAAUAAGGGUAUUUUCGUAACGACUGCCUUUUUUUUUAAAUCCAACCUGAUUUCUCUAAAAUGAAGAUGGAAGUAGCUGAAACCCCACCUGAGACAUACAGUAUACACACAUAUACAUGUCAUUGCACUGUAGUACUGAUGAGAAAGAGUAGGAGACAGUUUUGCAACACUAUAAGAACACAUUUGUUGAGGAAUUGUAAAAGCAGAACCUACAAUCACUUACAUCCCACAAUAUCGCCCAAGCUGUCAGAAAUCUGGCAAUUGUACUGGUUAUACCUGAAUUUGGAAAAUUACAAUUGCAGCCUCGGGAAAGAAAAGAAAAUUUUGAAUCAUGCGUGUACAACCUCAUCUCUUGCUCAAAUUCAAUACACAGACCUCUGCAGGGCAUAGCAACCACUGACUACAGUUAAUUUCAUUAGACACCGUGUCGGUAGAAGUACAAUACCUCCUUGUUGUGCACUGGCAACAAAACAGUGUUUGAAGGCUGUAUGUCACUACUGAGAAUACAAAACCGAAAAUGGAGCAUCAUUUUUUAAUCAUCUUGGGAUCUGAGCAUGACUGCACAAACAAAUCGCCCUGUCUGUACAGUCUCAAACCUGUGAUGCUGGCAGUGUUGUGAUGGAAUCUGCUGUACUGUUCAAAUGUUUAAAAGUACUUUUGCCCUUUUUCCUUAUGAGCACUUCGAGGGCACAGCUGUGACGUUUUGGAAUGUGGAGGCACUCGGGGUUCAGGACAUUAAUUAUUCUUUGGGAAACUGCUGUGGAUUUGCACAAAUUGUCCGGAAGUGCAGACGAGGACUACUGACUCUGAGAAGGGGGGAAAAAAAGCACAUUUCCAGGCUCUUUCCCCUCCUGCUGACUCUGGAACAUGUUUGUUAACUAUACAAAUGCACUAAGCUGUGUUCAAAGUGGAAUACCCAUCAUUGUGUGACAUAAGACAUGCUCUGUGUAGAAAUAAAGACAGGUCUGUUUCACAUCAAUCAAGAUCCAUUUAAUAAAAUCAAAUCCAAUGCGUA
This is a messenger RNA of Acanthopagrus latus (yellowfin seabream), 4544 nucleotides long. It is a transcript of the gene trim65, whose product is annotated as tripartite motif containing 65. Bases 259 to 1800 code for a protein of 513 amino acids. The transcript is spliced from 9 exons. Gene Ontology annotation, molecular function: zinc ion binding; protein binding. The record is from RefSeq and is a predicted model, not a curated record. Lineage: Eukaryota; Metazoa; Chordata; Actinopteri; Spariformes; Sparidae.